UUUCAUUUCAAUCCAACUGCAAACACGCUUGUAUAUGGCUGGAUAUCGUUCGUAUUGUGACCUACCGAACAUGUCUCCGACACUGUGUUAAUUUCUGUUAAUUUACAUAUAAACCACUUGCAAUACAAAGUAACUAACUCUACUGGAUAGUAGAGAGUGGAACUAUUUUGUGGAAAAGCACAGACGUCCGUAAAGAAGAGAGCUGGAAGAAGCGCGCCGUAUAGGUUAAGUUUAACCUCUCGCGACGAUCGUUGUUUCUCCUCGGCAUUUAUCAUCAAAUCGGCGAACAUAAUGGGAAAGCACGAUUCAACAGUGAGAAAGCACGACUCGACGGCGACGAAGAACGUACCCAAGACUGGAAUUGUCGAUAAGAAACGAAAGAAGAGACGUUCUCACGCGCAAAUUGCCAAGAAAUUCGCUCGGCAGAGGAACAUCACAGGUAAUCUCGACAGGCAGAUAUAUCAGUACAUGAUAGAAAUCCUCGAUACACUGCGGACGGACUUCGCUUCGUCCAGCGACAAGCUCCUGUUCGUGAACAACGUCUACGCGGAGACGGUAGGUCAGGAGGUUGAGUGCGCGCGUAAUCAGGUUGCAUCGCGCGUCAUGGACUCUCUCCUGCCGUUUGCCGGCUUGGAAAUUAUUCAGAGACUAGUCGAGGCGCUCGAGCCUUCUCUCAGGCAGCUGAGCGGCGACAGAUUCGCCAGUCAUGUUCUGCAGAAGAUCAUAGUGGUCUGCGCGGACAGAGGCAACAGAGUCCCCGCAGAGUUAACUGUUAAAACUGAGGCUGAGGAUGAGAAAGAAUCAGGAUCCGAGAACGACAAUCGACUCGUCGUGGAAAUUAAGCCAGACGAGGUGAAGAUCUACAACGAUAUUGUUCUCAAGUUGAGCAAGUACUUUCUCAAUAAUAUAGAAGAGUUCGCGUUCGACAUUUAUGCCAAUCAUGUGUUGCGCACGGUCUUACAGUGUCUGGCUGGGCUGAUAGACAUUUCCGAUGAUUCCAGUGCUCGUAAAAAAUUCAAGUUCUGUCCUACGAACAGACGUCCUGUAAUACAAGAGUACGAGGAUCUGUUAAUACAGAAUUGUCAACGACUGCAACAGUGGCCACAGCUCUGCGAGUUUGGAUUGAAGGAUAUUACGUCCGGCUUGGUACAAUGCGUCCUGUUCUCACUGAAAGAUGUCGAUGCGGAUUUGACGAAAAACAUUAUCAAGAAAAUUCUGCUGGAAUCGCAAGACAACGAGAAACGGUUGACAAUAUUCAACCUGGAGAGUUCCGCUAGGCUGCUGGAAGCCUGCCUGAUGACAUCACCACCGAAAACUUACUGCAAAUUGUACAAGACGUUCUUCGCUGACAAUUUAGAACAUCUAUGUCAAAAUCAGAAUAGCAAUUACAGCGUACAGAGAUUAUUGGAUUCCUGUGCCUCCAAGGACACUUUCGAGGAAAUAUUCGACAAGGUGGUGGAACACUUUCCACAGAUUCUCAAACGAGGCUUCACCGGCAUAUUAGUCAGCACUGGAAAUGCAUGUCUAAAAUUGCAUACAAAGCAAGGCGCAUUCGUCAAUGCGAUAACGAAAAUGCUGGAUUGCGCGGAUCAGGCGCAUCUUGUGUGGUGUACAGCGACCCUCAAGACCCGAUCUCAGCUGGAAGAUAACCCAAGUGGUGCGCAAGUGCCUCUCAACUUACACGGAAGUUUGAUAACGCAAGCCAUGUUAAAGUUCAAUAAACCCAUCGUGAUCGUGAAGUCAUUACUGCAGAUGAGCAACGAAGAGCUGUCGCGAUUAUUCGAUGAUCCAAAGGGCAGUCGAAUUCUGGAUGCUUUUAUGGACAGCGAGUACGUCGGCGAGAAAAGUAGGGAGAAAUUGUGCAAAAAAUUGCAAGGCGUUUGGGCAGAUUUGGCUAAGAGCACGCACGGAUCUCGAUGCUUGGACAAGAUGUGGGAGAAGGUGAGUGAGACUCAGAAGAUAUUCAUCAUGGAAGAAUUGGCUGCAGCUGGGGAAGCCUUAAGAUCCACGAAAUCAAGCCAGGUUAUUUUCAAAAAGUUGAACGUAUCGUUGUUCGCGAAAAAUAAAACGGAAUGGAAGUUAUCGCAAUCGAAGCAACAGAAAACUAAAAAGCUAUUUGCAAAUAUUAUCGGCAAGAAAUAAGAAUUUGAAAAAUUGUUGCACCUUCUAUGAUUUUUUAUACUUGUAUUAUCGCAACAGAAAUAUAUAUAUAUGCUUUUCAAAUAAUCUAUAACACUAGCAAUGUCGUUUCUCAUUAAAUAUCUAGCAUUCUUUUAGCAUUUCUUUUUCCUCUCUGUGUAAAGUAAAUAAUAAUUUUACGUAAAGAAACAUAAAACAGAAAUAAAUUAUUCUUAUGGAAAUUAUUAUAAUGUAGUAUCAAUGUAGUAAAAUUAAGACAUUAAAAUUGUACGAUAUUUUAUCGAAAUAUAAUCAAGUCUAUCCUG
Molecule: messenger RNA, 2444 nt
Organism: Ooceraea biroi (clonal raider ant)
Lineage: Eukaryota; Metazoa; Arthropoda; Insecta; Hymenoptera; Formicidae
Product: nucleolar protein 9
Biological process (GO): endonucleolytic cleavage in 5'-ETS of tricistronic rRNA transcript (SSU-rRNA, 5.8S rRNA, LSU-rRNA); endonucleolytic cleavage to generate mature 5'-end of SSU-rRNA from (SSU-rRNA, 5.8S rRNA, LSU-rRNA); ribosomal small subunit export from nucleus
Cellular component (GO): preribosome, small subunit precursor; nucleolus; 90S preribosome
Molecular function (GO): RNA binding
Source: RefSeq, a predicted model, not a curated record